AUGUCUAGUUCUAAUAAAGCAGAUAAACCUCUUCCUUUCUUGUUUCACUUUAUUGCUGGCGGUAUCGCCGGUGUUAGUGAAAUCCUUGUGAUGUAUCCGCUUGAUGUUGUGAAAACGAGAUUUCAAUUGCAAGUUAAUACGAAUACCGGUGGUGAAAAAUACACUUCUGUACUAGAUUGCCUUCGGAAAAUUGUCAAGAACGAAGGCCGUCUUUAUAGAGGUAUCCUUCCUCCGAUCUUAGUCGAAGCGCCAAAAAGAGCAAUUAAAUUUUCAUCGAAUGAACAAUAUUCUACUAUAUUAAAAAAAAUUUAUGGUGUCGAUAAGAUGUCACAACAGUUAUCAAUCGCGUCAGGUGUUUGUGCAGGUUCUACAGAAGCUCUUGCUAUAGUUCCUUUCGAACUUGUUAAGAUUCGUCUUCAAGAUAAAGAAAGUGCAGGAAAAUAUAGCGGCACAUUAGAUGCAUUAACAAAAAUUAUCAAAAACGAAGGCCCCUUCGCGUUGUAUAAUGGGUUAGAAUCUACAAUAUGGCGCCAUGCUACGUGGAAUGGUGGAUAUUUUGGGGUUAUUUUCAAUGUUAGAAGAAUUCUUCCCAAACCGACCUCAAAACAACAAAAUUUAAUGAAUAACUUUAUUGCGGGAGGUAUUGGCGGCACCGUAGGUACGAUUUUAAAUACACCAUUUGAUGUAGUUAAAACUCGAAUCCAAAAUGAUUCUGGAGCUGUGAGAAAAUAUAAUUGGACACUUCCUGCUCUUAAGACAGUAGCUGUUGAAGAAGGAAUUGGUGCCCUUUAUAAAGGUUUUGUUCCUAAAGUUCUUAGACUUGGGCCUGGUGGUGGUAUUCUCUUGGUUGUGUUUGAUCAAGUGAGCACUUGGAUGAGAAAGUAUUUAAUAUAG
Cetraspora pellucida is the source of this 894-nucleotide messenger RNA. NCBI's taxonomy places the organism in Eukaryota, Fungi, Glomeromycota, Glomeromycetes, Diversisporales, Gigasporaceae. The record is from the annotation of a GenBank genome assembly.